AGGCAGCUUGCAUAUUUCCCACGGACAAGCUGUCAGUUCCCAGUGUGGAGCUCCACCAAACGUGACACUGGUGGGAGUGUUUCAGGGGUUUGUGUCGUUUCAGAUCGUCUGCGUUCGGGCGACGCGCUGACAGCCAAGUGAACAAGAACGGACGGCAUUAUUCCAUUAUUAUCAGGGUAUAUGGGGUGAAUCGGGGAAUAACUUUUCCAUACAACAUAUAUCACGGUUUAUGAAGCUGUAAUGGGCUGAGGUGGCUCACCCCCUAUGAAGUCGCUACAUAGGAAUUCCGCCGUGGAGAAGCCGACCCUCCUGGCCCAUUGAAGGAGCUCCAACCUGCGGAAUCCCAGCGCCUAGAGCCCAGGAGGCUUGUUACAGACAAGUGGAGUCUUGGGACGAGACGAGACAACUUCGGCCUCGGCCUCCAAGCCGCGGAGGAAUAGGUCGGGGCGAGGCGUCCCAUAGCUACCCCUUGCCGUACGACCUGGCGCGCGGCUUCAGCUGUCAGUGCGUGCAAUAAUUGCAUUGAUACGUGUGCGAACUACCGUCUGUGACGAGAGUGAAGCACGUUGGUAUCUAUCCACGACGCUGUCUGCUCGGCCUCUUUUGGGUUGGCUGUUGGGGUCCAGCUGUGGCGGCCUCUAGUGUUGGAUGUUGGGGUCAGUUGUGACAGGUGCUAUAUUGGACAGCAAAUAUAGAGCUGGCCGCGGACAUAUCACAACGACUAAGCUCUGUUCCUUGACCGGCCAUUCCUAUAGGUGCUGUGGAGUUGCGAUGGAUUGAGGCGCCGUCGCAGCUGUGGGAUCACCUUCAAGGACCCAGGGCUGGGACAAGUUACAUCGCGACGAACUGGAUCCUCUCGCCAGUACAUGUCUUCCUCCGCGCCAAGUUAUGUAAAAUGAGGGAUGGCACGUUCUCCAUCUGCCUCUCCCAUUCGUAAUACUCAUCUCCGCUAUACACCGUCGUAACGCGCACGUAUACUGCAGCGCUCGAAACACUCGCGGCGCAUUCGCUCGCCUGUUAAGUCCAGAGCAAGUCCCUCCGUAUCCUGAGAUGCUAGCCUCGUCUCAAGAUCACGGGCCGCCUCCUCGCUCCCGUCGCCGCCUCGCCGGGGGGGACUAACUUUUUAUUUUGAAGACGCGAGGCCACGGAGUAUAAGAGGUGAAAGGCCUCGCUUUUCGUGUCCUGGUCUCGGUACGUCGCUGUGCUGGCCCCUGCUUCCGUCUUUAUUACCUUGGACCAUCAUCGAGUUGCGCUGGGAGCAUCGAACAAACUAUACCUUUCACUAUAUACCUUAAUUCGAACUUCUUUGCAUAUUUUUACUGCCAUUACCGCGUCUGCCGCUUUCAAUAGUUUUCAUUAUUCCGUUCUAUACCCUAUAGAAGUCUCCAUUGCGAUAGACAAGACCUGAAGGAAGCCUCUUUUUCCAACUUCGAGCCGCCCACAUACGCAUCAUCGAGGACCUGUCGUCUCUAAUUCGCCGUCUUCCCACACGACAAUCACGCAUCUCUACGAAAUCGCGCAUAAGCGUCAAGCAGGUGCUCUGCACGAACCCCGGCAGCAAUCACCUGUGGCUUUUGUUCCUGUCCGGAUACAGCCCAUAUCACUUCCACAACAGUCCGCAUCGGUCCUCGUGGUACAGUUACGUGCGAUCCUGCAGCAUCAAGACACGGCCAGACUAUCGAUUUGUUAGAAGCGCAUCUAUUAGAUCUAGCAAAUCACUAUCUCGCCGUUCCCGCCCCGCAAUCCCGCUCCGUUGGAACUUAUCCCCCGCCAUCUCGACUCAAUAAUCCCGCGAAUCUCGGUAUACGUACUGCUGCUACUCGUUGCCCCUCAGGGUCCAUCCGAUCAUUGUCUUUUGAAAUACGUCCCUUUUAUAUCGAACUACGGACGCUCCUAUUUCUCACAUUUGGCUUUUUAUAUAUAUUGACAUUUAUACCCUUCUCGACAUACUCUUAUUCGCCAAUAAUUAUAUACCUUUAUUCGACUUUCCCCAACCUCGCCUUUUCGAAUCCUCCGACUCCGGACGGACAUAGCGCGUUGCCUCCACAAUCUCCCCGCCAAUCUUGUCAUCUGAGUCCGCAGAUCCCACGGUUAUCAACACCGAGCGCUCCACCCCGAAUCUGCCUCCCACUAGCGAUACCAUCCACACAGUCGCAAUGUCCGAGUCAACACUCCUCCCUUCCUCCCUUCAUCCAACUCUCACGCAAUCGGACAACGUCCCGCCUCACAGUAAUGAAUAUACCCCAGCUGAAAAUUUAACCACAUCCUUGCCAGGACCCCAAGCGGUGAAGGACUCUGCGCCAUUUAGUGAUUCCGCCUUCGCUGGUGAAUCCGUGUUUCAGGCGCCCUCGAAACCGCUGCUGCCCUUGAACACAACAAAUAAUCCCCCGCAAAACCACAAUGAAGAACUUACGCCUCCUGCAACUGCCUUAGAAGAAAAAGCUCCACCAGUCGAGCCGACUGCCACCGACGGGAAUUUGUCACCGUUUCUCCAGCCCCCAAAGUCGUUCAAGAACCACCGCAACUCCGCACUAUCUGUGGACUCCAUACCCAGACAGACAAUCAUGAAGGCACUAGCCUCAUCUGGUCGAAGCACAAACCCAGAUGCCCCGAUGGUAUCUUCCCUAUCGGGCAUACUCGCAGCACAGAACGCGGGGGACAGCAGGCCUGGCACAUCCUCGUCACAGAAGCUCUCGGCAGCAUUAUCCGAGCUCGCUUCAAACGCUGCAAAGUCUGGUAGUACACCAGCAACCGCCCGCUUUCCCGCGUUGCAAUCACCGUGCUUCUACCACCAGCGCUUCGACGAUGCCGUGAACAUCGACAGGGUUCUUGAGGAGAUCAGCGGUGACGAGUACAUGACACACUCGCGCCUGAUGCAGACUGCCACGGGCGUGCGGGAGGUCUCAAAACAGCUUCAGCGACGCCCAAUCAAGCGUGCUGUCCGCAACGUCAUGAUUGUGACGAAAGCAAGGGACAACCAGCUCGUCACCCUGACCAGGAACCUGGCCGAGUGGCUCCUCAGCACACCCCGCUAUGGAUCAGAUCUGGGCGUAAACGUGUACGUCGACGCGAAGCUGCGCGACUCUAAGCGCUUCAACGGCGCGGGUCUAAUUGCAGGAGAGUCACGUUUCCAGCACAUGCUCAAAUACUGGUCACCAGAUCUCUGCUGGAGCCAACCAGAGAAGUUCGACCUCGUACUCACACUUGGUGGUGAUGGUACCGUGCUAUUCACCUCAUGGCUCUUUCAACGCAUCGUUCCCCCUAUUUUGUCCUUCAGCCUCGGCAGCCUCGGCUUCCUGACCAACUUCGAGUUCGACCAGUACAAGUCUCACCUCAACAAAGUAAUGGGUGACGAGGGUAUGCGCGUCAACCUGCGCAUGCGCUUCACCUGCACAGUAUACCGCGACGGCGCGAACGGACAGGAUAUGGAGGAGGGCGAGCAGUUCGAGGUCCUCAACGAACUGGUCAUCGACCGCGGACCAUCGCCAUAUGUCUCGAACCUCGAGCUGUACGGCGAUAACGAGCUCCUCACUGUCGUCCAAGCCGAUGGCUGUAUCUUCUCCACUCCCACUGGCUCAACGGCCUACUCUCUCUCCGCUGGCGGCUCUCUAGUCCACCCCGAUAUCCCCGCCAUCCUCCUCACCCCCAUCUGCCCGCACACCCUCUCCUUCCGCCCGAUGGUCCUCUCGGACAGUCUCCUCCUCCGUGUCUCCAUCCCCAAGAACUCGCGCGCAACAGCCUACUGCUCCUUUGAUGGCAAGGGCCGCGUCGAGCUCAAGCAGGGCGACCACGUCACCAUCGCUGCCUCGCAGUACCCUUUCCCGACUGUGACGCGCACGGGCGCCGAGUGGUUCGACAGCGUGUCUCGCACGCUGCGGUGGAACACCCGCGGCGCGAUGCAGAAGGGGUGGAGCGGCGAGGAGGGGAAGGAGGAUGAGGAGGAUCAGGGAUGGGAUAUCGAUACCGAUUCGGGGUUCUAUGGAAGCGAGGGGGAUAGCAGCACGGCGAGCCCGUUGAGAAGGCAGAUGAGUUUGUUGGGAAUGUGAGGGGUUUGUCGGCGGUGAUGGAUGUGGGAUUGGAUGGGACGAUGUUAGAAUUCUAGAGAGGUCCUCGGGCACGCUCGUUAGGACAUUGUUGGGCGUUUUUGGGGGGGUCUAUAGGGACUUUUUACUGUUUAUAUCGCCGCGAGGACAGAGCUCGCUGGCUAGAUGGUUCGAUAUGAAUGUAUAUGAUGGCUAGGACCGGAAACGGCGCCAGCCUGAGCGAGGCUGGAGCGAGCUGGUCUCCACCGUCUGUUUUUCUGAUUCACUACUUCUGUUCAUGAUGAUGAUCGAGCGUGUUGUGGCUAAGCUCGCUUCAAAUUUGAAAAGGGGCAACCACCCCCAUCGUCUAUAUAAGGCUCAGAACUCCACGUCACAUCACAUACGACCAUAGACUCAAGAGAAUUGGGCAUCCCGUCCGCUCUGCCAUACACAAGCUUGUGUAUCCUCUGGAUAAUAGUCUCAAUCGUGCCAAUAGGCAUAGCGUGGAAUCGCGACCCCUUGCCGCCUGAAAGGGUGAGGCGAGGGGUGAGCAGGGUGAGCAGGGUG
Pseudogymnoascus verrucosus is the source of this 4589-nucleotide messenger RNA. It is a transcript of the gene UTR1, whose product is annotated as NAD(+) kinase. The coding region runs from base 2157 to 4046 and encodes 629 amino acids. The record is from RefSeq and is a predicted model, not a curated record. Gene Ontology annotation, biological process: NAD+ metabolic process; NADP+ biosynthetic process. Gene Ontology annotation, molecular function: NAD+ kinase activity. Lineage: Eukaryota; Fungi; Ascomycota; Leotiomycetes; Thelebolales; Thelebolaceae. The transcript has 4 exons.